Messenger RNA from Mycena indigotica, 1512 nucleotides. Its product is annotated as FAD-binding protein. The record is from RefSeq and is a predicted model, not a curated record. The transcript has 9 exons. Gene Ontology annotation, molecular function: FAD binding. Lineage: Eukaryota; Fungi; Basidiomycota; Agaricomycetes; Agaricales; Mycenaceae. Bases 1 to 1512 code for a protein of 503 amino acids.
AUGCGAUUCUUCGAUUUCCUCCUGCUUUCAUUGGUAGCGGGGGCCUGCAAAGCCUCAACAGUCGACCACGCCACUGCAGCUGCAUCGCAGCAAGCGUGCCAGAGAAUAGCUGGCCAUCUCGGGGCCUCCAUUGUCCAGUCAUCCGGUGCCGCAUACGACUUUGCCGCCAGCAAUGCGUGGAACUUCGCCAACGCCCUUCUCCGACCGACGUGCAUCGUCUUCCCCAGCCAGGCGGCCCAUGUCCAGGCCGCCAUGCGUGAAAUAUAUCGCGCCAAGUCGCGUUUUGCCGUCCAAGCGGGGUCCCACAGUGCGAUGAAGGGGUGGAACAACGUCCAAGACGGCGUUCUCAUUGUUUUUUCAAACAUGAAAAACGCGACCUACAAUCCCGCAAGCGAUUCGAUAAUCCUGGAGCCGGGAAUUCAUUGGGGGGAGGCAACAGCGACUCUAUCGCGGUUUGGUGUUGCGCCCGUUGGAGGUCGUGUUGGGGACGUCGGAACGGGCCUGUUACUUGGUGGCGGUCUUUCCUUCCUCAGCCCUUCGCAAGGGUAUGCGGCGGACAAUUUCAAGGCCCUCGAUGUUGUGCUUGUGGACGGGAGACUUAUAACUGCAACCGCAACGAAUCAGUACUCCGAUCUCUUCCGCGCCAUGAAAGGCGGGGCCAAUCGAUUUGGGAUCGUGACGAGAUACGAAGUUCAAGCGGUCCAUGUCGGAACUGACGACGAGACACCAUUCUUUGGAGGAUUCAUCAUUUACGAUGGCUCAACGGCUGAAGCUCUGAGUAAAGCCACUGCGAAAUAUGUGCGAGAGGUCAAUGACCCACAAGCAGUACUUCUGACCACAUUCACGACCAUCGUUCUCCAGGGAGUCCUGCAAACAAUCGCGGAGGUGUUCCUCUUUUACAGGGGCACUUCCCUUCCGCCAUCCAUCUUCGGCGACUUCCUCGCUAUCCCUGCCCUUGUCACGCAGGUCGGGCCACUGAGUUACACCCAGGUGCUCGCCACAAUCGGUCCCGAAUCCGUCAACGCUCAACGGGGCUUCGUCCAACAUAUGGGUGCCUCUGCGCUCGCGGGCCAGGAGCAGCUCUACCUCGAUGCGCUCACACACUACCAAAAUUUCACCAACACGUUCAUGAACCCCGCUUCUGGAGCGGGCAUGAACUACUCGACACUCGCAUUCACGGCCGUACCCGCUUCGCAAAUUGCCGCCGGCCGCGCCAAGGGCGGCAACGUCAUGAUUCCGGCCAAUCUGAAGAAGGGGUUCGCGGCCGUCCAACUCGCCCAGCAGUUCAAUCCCGGCGUCUCGGCCAUCCCGUCGUUUGUCCAGCAGGGCAUCGACCUGCUUUUCCGACAAGUUCCGCCGUCGCCUGGGCUGCCGCUCUAUGUGAACGAAUGCGACGCUGGUCAAAAGGUGUUCGAGUCGUAUGGCGGCUACGAGCUCCUCAAGGCGACCUAUCGCAAGUAUGAUCCCGAACGGUUUAAUGUCCAGCACUGUCAAGGACCGAUUGGGUUGUAA